GACUGCAGAAGCAGCCGUUGAUUCCUGUGGAGAGGUGGUGGCAGGUAUCAUGAUCCCAGAGGACAUUCGGAGACUCCUAGAAGAUGCUGAAGGCUACCUGUCAGAUGGGCUGCAGAAUGAAAACCUCAGUGCUAAAGCAAGGGAACGGAGGGACGCAAUUCUCUUUGGCUUCCAGCAAGUCAAAGCCAGGUACCACUUGGAAUUCCUGCUCAGAGGAGAGGAUCAACAUGAUGCUAUCUUUGGACAGGACAGUUCUGAUGAAAAUCAGAGUUGGAGUUUGGCUCCUUCCAUGGCAUCUGAUGCUUCACUUCCAUCGGACCUCCAGGAUGACGGGUUGGAGGAGAUAGCACCGAAGCCCGUUCAAGACACCGGGAACAUUUUGAAGCAAGGAUAUCUGGAGAAGAGGUCUCGAGAGCACAGCUUCUUCGGGUCAGAGUGGCAGAAGCGGUGGUGCGUCCUCACCAGAAGGACCUUUUAUUACUACGCCAACGAGAAAAGCAAGCAACCUAAAGGAACCUUCCUCACCGAGAACUAUAGCGCCCGGCUGGCUUUCCAUCUCCGCAAAGACUCUCGGAAAAGAUGCUGUUUUGAGUUAAUCUGCCCUGGCAAACGCACCUAUGAGUUCACAGCCCCAAGCCCAGCAGAGGCUGAAGACUGGGUGGAUCAGAUCCAGUUCCUCCUGAAGGACCUGAGCUCCCUCACUAUCCCAUGCGAUGAGGAGGACGAAGAGCUCUACAAUGACGUGGACAGUUCUGACUCUGUGAACACAGCAUCCUAUAAUACGACGCUGAAUCAGGAUGAGACAAACAUGGAGAUGAAAGAGGAGGACAUCUACGAGGUUCUGCCAGAGGAGGAGCUGGAGCCCCCCUUCCCAGAGGAGCCCGAGGAUGCUGGAAGGAGGCAGAGGAGAGGAGGUUCCCAACAUGAUUAUGCUAAUUACUACCAAGGCAUGUGGGACUGCAGCAGCGAGCAUCCCGACGAGCUCUCCUUCCGCCGCGGAGACCUCAUCUACAUCCUAAGCAAGGAGUACAACGUGUACGGCUGGUGGGUCGGAGAGCUCAACGACGUGGUGGGAAUCGUCCCGAAGGAUUACCUGGCACCCGCCUACGACCUGGAGGGGCGAUGAGGGGCGCAGCCCCCAGGUGCUUCUCUCCCUGUCCACGCUGAGAAACCGGCUACGCUGUCCCCCCCCAACCCCAGCUCCCACGGGAACACGGUGCAUGAGGAAACCCACAUCCCAUCACCCUGCUGAGCCCCUGAGCCCGGCGCUGCCCCGUGGUACCCGCAGCGAUGCCAUGGGCACGGGGUGGGGCUGGCAGCCCACAAUAAAGCCGUUUUCCUCUCCACAUUUGG
Molecule: messenger RNA, 1353 nt
Organism: Cuculus canorus (common cuckoo)
Lineage: Eukaryota; Metazoa; Chordata; Aves; Cuculiformes; Cuculidae
Gene: SKAP1
Product: src kinase associated phosphoprotein 1
Exons: 13
Coding region: 50-1126 (358 amino acids)
Cellular component (GO): plasma membrane; cytoplasm
Molecular function (GO): protein binding
Source: RefSeq, a predicted model, not a curated record